This is a messenger RNA of Haliotis rufescens (red abalone), 2544 nucleotides long. Its product is annotated as serine/threonine-protein phosphatase 6 regulatory ankyrin repeat subunit C-like. The coding region runs from base 91 to 2544 and encodes 817 amino acids. The record is from RefSeq and is a predicted model, not a curated record. Gene Ontology annotation, biological process: RNA processing. Gene Ontology annotation, molecular function: RNA nuclease activity; protein binding; RNA binding. The transcript has a single exon. Lineage: Eukaryota; Metazoa; Mollusca; Gastropoda; Lepetellida; Haliotidae.
CAGAUCGGAAGUAGUGAGACAGUAAAACUACUCCUAGACAAGGGGGCUGAUGUAUCUGCACAAGAUGUAUAUCAUAGGACUCCUCUAUACAUGGCAGCAAUGAGUAAAAGUAGUGAGACCGUGAAACUACUCCUAGACAAGGGGGCUGAUGUAUCUAUACAAGAUAUAGAUCGUGCUACUCCUCUACACCUGGCAGCACAGAUUGGAAGUAGUGAGACAGUGAAACUACUCCUAGACAAGGGAGCUGAUGUAUCUACACAAGAUAGAAAUGGUGCUACCCCUCUACACCUGGCAGUCAAGGAUGAAAGUUAUGAGACAGUGAAACUUCUCCUAGACAAGGGGGCUGAUGUAUCUAUACAAGAUGAAGAUGGUAAGACUCCUUUACACCUGGCAGUAAUAAGUGGAAGUAGUGAGACAGUGAAGCUACUCCUAGACAAGGGGGCUGAUGUAUCUACACAAGAUAGAAAUGGUGAUACUCCUCUACACCUGGCAGCACAGAUUGGAAGUAGUGAGACAGUGAAGCUACUGCUAGACAAGGGGGCUGAUGUAUCUGCACAAGAUAAAGAUGGUGCUACUCCUCUACACCUGGCAGUAAAUAGUAGAAGUAGUGAGACAGUGAAGCUACUCCUAGAUAAGGGGGCUGAUGUAUCUACACAGGAAAAAUAUGGUGCUACUCCUCUACACCUGGCAGUAAAUAGUAGAAGUAGUGAGACAGUGAAACUACUCCUAGACAAGGGAGCUGAUGUAUCUACACAGGAUAAACAUGGUACUACUCCUCUACACCUGGCAGUAAAUAGUAGAAGUAGUGAGACAGUGAAACUACUGUUAGACAAGGGGGCUGAUGUAUCUGCACAAGAUAAAUAUGGUGCUACUCCUCUACACAUGGCAGCAAGGGAUGGAAGUAGUGAGACACUGAAACUACUCCUAGACAAGGUAGCUGAUAUAUCUACACGAGAUCAAGAUGGUAAGACUCCUCUACACACGGCAGCAAGGUAUGGAAGUAGUGAGACAGUGAAACUACUCCUAGACAAGGGAGCUGAUGUAUCUACACAAGAUCAAGAUGGUAAGACUCCUCUACACAUGGCAGCAAGGUAUGGACGUAGUGAGACAGUGAAGCUACUCCUAGAUAAGGGGGCUGAUGUAUCUACACAGGAAAAAUAUGGUGCUACUCCUCUACACCUGGCAGUAAAUAGUAGAAGUAGUGAGACAGUGAAGCUACUCCUAGAUAAGGGGGCUGAUGUAUCUACAAAAGAUCAAGAUGGUAAGACUCCUCUACACAUGGCAGCAAGUUAUGGAAGUAGUGAGACAGUGAAACUACUCCUAGACAAGGGAGCUGAUGUAUCUACACAAGAUAAAGAUGGUGAUACUUUUCUACACCUGGCAGCAAAGAGUGGAUGUAGUGAGACAGUGGAACUACUCCUAGACAAGGGAGCUGAUGUAUCUACAAAAGAUCAAGAUGGUAAGACUCCUCUACACCUGGCAGCAAGGAGUGGAAGUAGUGAGACAGUGAAACUACUCCUAGACAAGGGAGCUGUUGUAUCUACACAAGAUAGAAAUGGUAAUACUCCUCUACACCUGGCAGCACAGAUUGGAAGUAGUGAGACAGUGAAGCUACUCCUAGACAAGGGGGCUGAUGUAUCUGCACAAGACGAUGGCAGUAAGACUCCUCUACACCUGGCAGCAAAGAUUGGAAGUAGUGAGACACUGAAACUACUCCCAGACAAGGGAGCUGUUGUAUCUACAAAAGAUAGAAAUGGUGCUACUCCUCUACACAUGGCAGCAGGGAGUGGAAGUAGUGAGACAGUGAAACUACUCCUGGACAUGGGGGCUGAUGUAUCUACAAAAGAUCAAGAUGGUAAGACUCCUCUACACAUGGCAGCAAGGGGUGGAAGUAGUGAGACAGUGAAACUACUCCUAGACAAGGGGGCUGAUGUAUCUACAAAAGAUCAAGAUGGUAAGACUCCUCUACACCUGGCAGCACCGAGAGGAAGUAGUGAGACAGUGAAGCUACUCCUAGACAAGGGGGCUGAUGUUUCUACACAAGACAAUGUCAGUAGGACUCCUCUACACCUGGCAGCAAGGAGUGCAAGAAGUAAGACAGUGAAACUACUCCUAGACAAGGGAUCUGAUGUAUUUACAAAAGAUAGAAAUGGUCAGACUCCUCUACACCUGGCAGCAGAGAGUGGAAGAAGUAAGACAGUGAAACUACUCCUAGACAAGGGAGCUGAUGUAUCUACACAAAACAAUGUCAGUAGGACUCCUUUACACCUGGCAGCACAGAUUGGAAGUAGUGAGACAGUGAAACUACUGCUAGACAAGGGGGCUGAUGUAUCUACACAAAAUAAAGAAGGUGAUACUCCUCUACACCUGGCAGUAAAUAGUAGAAGUAGUGAGACAGUGAAGCUACUCCUAGAUAAGGGGGCUGAUGUAUCUGCAAAAGAUAGAAAUGGUGAUAGUCCUCUACGCCUGGCAGCACAGAUUGGAAGUAGUGAGACAAUGAAACUACUCCUAGACAAAGGGGCUGAUGUUAUCUAUCCAAGAUAA